This is a messenger RNA of Pelagomonas calceolata, 441 nucleotides long. Lineage: Eukaryota; Pelagophyceae; Pelagomonadales; Pelagomonadaceae. The record is from the annotation of a GenBank genome assembly.
CUAGCCCCGUUUUUUGAGGCUAGCUUUUUUACCACGCGGGAGUUACGGCUCGGCGAAUCGCUUCAACUCAUCGUCAUUCCGCCGUGAAUUCAACUGCGAUCGCUAUUCGCGACUACGGGUGGAACCUGGAAGUCUGAAACCCCCAGGCUGGGCCCUGGUCAUAAAAUCGUACGCUCGCGACUCAUAACGAUGGACCUCGACGACGGCAUCACCUGCCACGCCGCCGACGACCCCGCGAUAAAGAACGAGCUGCGCCGCGCCUGGAUCGCGGACCGCCUCGACGAACGCCUCGGCGAGUUCGGCCAGACGCACGCCGUCGACGUCGUCUGCGCGACCUGGAACGCCAACGGCAAAGACGUCACGAAGCUAAACCUCGACCUCGAACCCUGGCUCCGUUCCCGGUCCGCGCCGGCCGACGUCUACGCGGUCGGGGCCCAUUGA